GCUCUUUGUUGGGUCUGACUCGGAAUAGUGGCACUUCCUCCUUGGCUAGAUUAUUUUUAUCUGGAACUGUUGUCGGUUCUCGAGAUGAUACUACCACCGAAUGUCUGUGUUUCAUUGUCUAGUCCAACCUGUAUUGUGGAUAUUCACAAGGUUCCGGCAAUAGUUUUGCAGGUGCAUCAGAUUUUUGUUUUUGUUUUGGGAGGAAAAGGGAGGGCACGGUGGCCAGGCUUCAUAUUCCUACAAGUGCAUACUUCAAGAUUACUGUACUUACUGUGUUUCCAACAUCUUCUCAUAAAAGGGGAAAGUGUCACAGCCUCAGCCAUGAAGGAAACCAGUCGCGUAGGGCAUGGAGCUGGAGAACUAUGAACAGCCCGUGGUGCUGAGAGAGGACAACUGCCGCAGGCGCCGGAGGAUGAAGCCGCGCAGUGCUGCGACCAGCCUGUCCUCCAUGGAGCUCAUCCCCAUCGAGUUCGUGCUGCCCACCAGCCAGCGCAAAUGCAAGAGCCCCGAAACGGCGCUGCUGCACGUGGCGGGCCACGGCAACGUGGAGCAGAUGAAGGCCCAGGUGUGGCUGCGAGCGCUGGAGACCAGCGUGGCGUCGGACUUCUAUCACCGACUGGGCCCGGACCACUUCCUCCUGCUCUACCAGAAGAAGGGGCAGUGGUACGAGAUCUACGACAAGUACCAGGUGGUGCAGACUCUGGACUGCCUGCGCUACUGGAAGGCCACUCACCGGAGCCCGGGCCAGAUCCACCUGGUGCAGCGGCGCCCGCCCUCUGAGGAGUCGCAGGCCUUCCAGCGGCAGCUCACCGCGCUGAUUGGCUAUGAUGUCACCGACGUCAGCAACGUGCACGACGAUGAGCUGGAGUUCACGCGCCGCGGCCUGGUGACGCCGCGCAUGGCAGAGGUGGCCAGUCGCGACCCCAGGCUCUACGCCAUGCACCCCUGGGUGACGUCCAAGCCCCUCCCGGAGUACCUGUGGAAGAAGAUUGCCAACAACUGCAUCUUCAUCGUCAUUCACCGCAGCACCACCAGCCAGACCAUUAAGGUCUCGCCCGAUGACACCCCUGGCACCAUCCUGCAGAGCUUCUUCACUAAGAUGGCCAAGAAGAAAUCUCUGAUGGAUAUUCCUGAAAGCCAAAGCGAACAGGAUUUUGUGCUGCGCGUCUGUGGCCGGGAUGAGUACCUGGUGGGCGAAACGCCCAUCAAAAACUUCCAGUGGGUGAGGCACUGCCUCAAGAACGGAGAAGAAAUUCACCUGGUACUGGACACGCCUCCAGACCCGGCCCUAGACGAGGUAAGGAAGGAAGAGUGGCCGCUGGUGGAUGACUGCACGGGAGUCACCGGCUACCAUGAGCAGCUGACCAUCCACGGCAAGGACCACGAGAGUGUGUUCACCGUGUCCCUGUGGGACUGCGACCGCAAGUUCAGGGUCAAGAUCAGAGGCAUUGAUAUCCCUGUCCUGCCCCGGAACACCGACCUCACAGUUUUUGUAGAGGCAAACAUCCAGCAUGGGCAGCAAGUCCUUUGCCAAAGGAGAACCAGCCCCAAACCCUUCACAGAGGAGGUGCUCUGGAAUGUGUGGCUUGAGUUCACUAUCAAAAUCAAAGACUUGCCCAAAGGAGCUCUACUGAACCUCCAGAUCUACUGUGGUAAAGCUCCAGCAGUGUCCAGCAAGGCCUCUGCAGAGUCCCCCAGUUCUGAGUCCAAGGGCAAAGUUCAGCUUCUCUAUUAUGUGAACCUGCUGCUGAUAGACCACCGGUUCCUUCUGCGCCGUGGAGAAUACGUUCUCCACAUGUGGCAGAUAUCCGGGAAGGGAGAAGACCAAGGAAGCUUCAAUGCUGACAAACUCACGUCUGCAACUAACCCAGACAAGGAGAACUCAAUGUCCAUCUCCAUUCUUCUGGACAAUUACUGCCACCCGAUAGCCCUGCCUAAGCAUCAGCCCACCCCUGACCCAGAAGGGGACCGGGUUCGAGCAGAAAUGCCCAACCAGCUUCGCAAGCAAUUGGAGGCGAUCAUAGCCACUGAUCCACUUAACCCUCUCACAGCAGAGGACAAAGAAUUGCUCUGGCACUUUAGAUAUGAAAGCCUUAAGCACCCAAAAGCAUAUCCUAAGCUAUUUAGUUCAGUGAAAUGGGGACAGCAAGAAAUUGUGGCCAAAACAUACCAAUUGUUGGCCAGAAGGGAAGUCUGGGAUCAAAGUGCUUUGGAUGUUGGGUUAACAAUGCAGCUCCUGGACUGCAACUUCUCAGAUGAAAAUGUAAGAGCCAUUGCAGUUCAGAAACUGGAGAGCUUGGAGGACGAUGAUGUUCUGCAUUACCUUCUACAGUUGGUGCAGGCAGUGAAAUUUGAACCAUACCAUGAUAGUGCCCUUGCCAGAUUUCUGCUGAAGCGUGGUUUAAGAAACAAAAGAAUUGGUCACUUUUUGUUUUGGUUCUUGAGAAGUGAGAUAGCCCAGUCCAGACACUAUCAGCAGAGGUUCGCCGUGAUUCUGGAAGCCUAUUUGAGGGGCUGUGGCACAGCCAUGCUGCACGACUUUACCCAACAAGUCCAAGUAAUUGAGAUGUUACAAAAAGUCACCCUUGAUAUUAAAUCGCUCUCUGCUGAAAAGUAUGACGUCAGUUCCCAAGUUAUUUCACAACUUAAACAAAAACUUGAAAACCUGCAGAAUUCUCAACUCCCCAAAAGCUUUAGAGUUCCAUAUGAUCCUGGACUGAAAGCAGGAGCGCUGGCAAUUGAAAAAUGUAAAGUAAUGGCCUCCAAGAAAAAACCACUGUGGCUUGAGUUUAAAUGUGCCGAUCCUACAGCCCUAUCAAAUGAAACAAUUGGAAUUAUAUUUAAACAUGGUGAUGAUCUGCGCCAAGACAUGCUUAUUUUACAGAUUCUACGAAUCAUGGAGUCCAUUUGGGAGACUGAAUCUUUGGAUCUGUGCCUCCUGCCAUAUGGUUGCAUUUCAACUGGUGACAAAAUAGGAAUGAUCGAGAUUGUGAAAGACGCCACAACAAUUGCCAAAAUUCAGCAAAGCACCGUGGGCAACACGGGAGCAUUUAAAGAUGAAGUCCUGAAUCACUGGCUCAAAGAAAAAUCCCCUACUGAAGAAAAGUUUCAGGCAGCAGUGGAGAGAUUUGUUUAUUCCUGUGCAGGCUACUGUGUGGCAACCUUUGUUCUUGGAAUAGGCGACAGACACAAUGACAAUAUUAUGAUCACAGAGACAGGAAACCUAUUUCAUAUUGACUUCGGGCACAUUCUUGGGAAUUACAAAAGUUUCCUGGGCAUUAAUAAAGAGAGAGUGCCAUUUGUGCUAACCCCUGACUUCCUCUUCGUCAUGGGAACUUCUGGAAAGAAGACAAGCCCACACUUCCAGAAAUUUCAGGACACCUGUGUUAAGGCUUAUCUAGCCCUUCGUCAUCACACAAGCCUACUGAUCAUCCUGUUCUCCAUGAUGCUGAUGACCGGAAUGCCCCAGUUAACAAGCAAAGAAGACAUUGAAUAUAUCCGGGAUGCCCUCACAGUGGGGAAAAGUGAGGAGGAUGCUAAAAAGUAUUUUCUUGAUCAGAUCGAAGUGUGCAGAGACAAAGGAUGGACUGUGCAGUUUAAUUGGUUUCUACAUCUUGUUCUUGGCAUCAAACAAGGAGAAAAACAUUCAGCCUAAUACUUUAGGCUAGAAUCAAAAACAAGUUAGUGUUCUAUGGUUUAAAUUAGCAUAGCAAUCAUCGAACUUGGAUUUCAAAUGCAAUACACAUUGUGAAAGCUGGCAUUCCAGAAGUAUAGCUCUUUUCCUACCUGAACUCUUCCCUGGAGAAAAGAUGUUGGCAUUGCUGGUUGUUUGGUUAAGCAAUGUCCAGUGCUAGGAUUAUUUGCAGGUUUGUUUUUUCUCAUUUGUCUGUGGUUUUGGAGUAUAUUCUCAGUUUAAACAGACUAAUGACUUCCUUAUUGUCCCUGAUAUUUUGACUGUCUUACUAUUGAGUGCUUCUGGAAAUUCUUUGGAAUAAUUGAUGACAUCCAUUUUCAUCUGGGUUUAGUCUCAAUUUUGGUUAUCUUUGUGUUCCUCAAGCUCUUUAAAGAAAAAGAUGUAAUCAUUGUAACCUUUGUCUCAUUCCUUAAAUGAUGCUUCCAAACAUCUCCUUAGUGUCUGCAGGUGUUAGUGGUGUGCUAAAAGCUAGGAAAGUGAGUUAGUCUUUUCAGUGUCUUUUGCAAUUAAAUUGUUUUAUCAUGUACAACUAAGACACACAAACACAACAGGGGAAAUCCAAACCACUGUGCCUUGACCUUCCUCUGCUGGUCUUGUUCCAGGGUUAUGAAUAUGAAAAAAUAGAGAUGAGACUUUUUGUGUCAACUCUGUCCACAAGAGUGAGUUAUCUAGUAUGAUUAGUAUAGCUUUCUCCUGCAUGGCAGCAGGAUGUAACUACAGGGCCCCUUUUAUGCCUGACAUUUCUUCCCUUCCUUUUUCCCUGCCUCCCUUUUUCAUCAAUUGCAAUGCUCCCACAACUCUUUACAGACUUGUGAAAUCUUCAAGAACACCUUUACUCUAGAACUCAAAAAUUAGUUGAAAAAGAAUUAUUUCUCAAAAAUUAUUAGAAUCUUAGGUACUUAUUUGUAAAGAUGUUUAGUGUUUUUUUUUUAAAGUGUCUUAUUAAAGGAGGCAUUCUAGAAAAUAUGAAUUAGUUUCCAAAUGCCUUAAUUUUAAACUUUGACCUGAACAGUUUCUUCUUUUUUUAAUGGAAGAAGAUAUUUGAUAUCUUAAAACUAUUCCAAGUUAGGAAGAACACUACUUGCCUUAUCCAUUUCCCAUUUAAAGGACUUUUAAACUUUGACACAUCCUUCAGAUUUCCUAAAAAUAAUUGAGAUAUCUUACUUUAAAAAUAUUUUCAUCUCUUAAAUAUCUUAUUUAUUGGAGGUAUUGUUUAACCUUAGAGAGACCAUUAAAUUAUUUAUAAAAUAUUGUGUAAUUACCUGUAGUUAAUACAUUACAUAGAAAAAAACUCUAUGUUAACAGUGUCUGUGUUUAAGUAUAAUCAGAUAUAAAUAUAUACUUAAUUUUUUAAUUUUAAAAAUAGAUACCUGUUUGAGGUAGUUCGGACUUUUUUUUUUUUUUUUUUUUUUUUAAUGUGUGCAAAAGCCCAGUGGUUCCUAAGCCUGGCUGCAAAGAAAAAUCCACAGGGACACUUUUUAAAAACACCCUUAUCAGCCUGGGCAACACAGUGAGACCCCAUCUCUUUAAACAAACAAACAAACAAAAUAGCUGGGUAUAGUGGUGUGUGCCUGUAGUCCCAGGUACUCGGGAGUCUGAGGCAGGAGGAUUGCCUGAGCCCAAGAGGUGGAAACUGCAGAGUCAUGAUCAUGUCCCUACACUCCAGACUGGAUGACAAAGCGAGACCCUGUCUCAAAAAAAAUAAAAAAUAAAAACACCCUUGCCUGAGCUCCAUUCCCAGGUUGUAAUUUAAUUACUGUGGGAUGAGGCCCAGACAUCAAUAUUUUUCUAGAUUCUUUAGGUGGUUCUAAUUCACAGCCAAAGCUGGAAGCCCUGCGUGGCCUUUGAAGGUCUAGAUGAUUCUUCUUCCUUGCCCUUUGAGCUUUUUCCCAUCUCACAGGCAUCUAGAAAAAAACUCCUCUUCUUUGGCAACCUGUCUGUCCUUUUAAAAUCACACUCUACCCGCCUGUACGGAGGACCAUGCCCUAUAAUGAAAUGUUUAUUCCUGUCUGUAAAUGGAGGAUAAACAUUUUGCGGCACUUCUGGACCAACUAUCCCCUACUCUUUUGAAGAAAGACAGGAAGAGUACUUUCUAAUUCAGAAGAGGAUGUUUUCACUAUUCUGAUAAACAAUAGCCAAGUUCAGACCUUGUACAGAUUCUUCUUUUUAUUUGAAUUGCUGAAAUAAUUUCUUGAUGAUGAAAAAAAGAUUAGAGAGGAAUAUAUUUAUAUUUAGCUUAUUGGCACAUGUGCAUACAUAUUUCCUCCUCAAAUGAACCAGUUCUUUCAUUAUGCCUAUAUAAAUAUAUAUAUAUAUAUAUACACACACACACACACAUAUAUAUAUAUAUAUAUAUCUCACAGUUGGGCUUGAUUCUUCCAUAUUCCAAAGAGGAUAAUUUCAGCUCUAUAAUCUUACAUAUAAAUAAAAAUCAUCUUUGUGGGCUUCCUUCCUUUACUGUUCCCAGUGAAUUACAUGACCAACAACUUCUAUACCUUUGAAAAUGUUCUAGAACUAGAAUCAUCCUGCUGCUGGGAACUACCCACAGCUCUAUCUUCGAUGCCAAAUGAAAACACAGAUCAAAAGUCAGAUGAAUCAGGCCAAAGCAACUUUUAUGUAUAUCUAGGACUGGCGACAUAAUUUGCAGAACCCGGUGAAAAAUGAAAAUGCAGGCCUGUCACUCAAAAAUUAUUAAGAAAUUCAAGAUGGUAACAACAGUUGUCACACCAAGCACAGUGCCCUUCUGAGCAUGAGGCUCUGUGUGACUGCAUGGGUCCAUGAGACCAGCACUGUGUGCGUCUGAAUGAUGGCUUUGGUGUUCAGUUUAGUACACAUGGUCUACCACGUCUGCAUGAGUGGUAAAUAUAGUGCCUGGGUCAAAAUGUUGCUUCUGUUCAAAUUGAAAUACCUCAUCUCUAUGGCUGUACAUUAGGACCUAGAACAGUGGCCCAUUGCCCUUAGACUGGAACCAUGUUCACUAAAAUAAACCUAAGUAAAUGUUGUAGACCUACCCCCAAAGGACUGCCUUUGACUGCUUCAGUGAUACUUUGAUGAAAGUAUGGGGAAGUGGAGACAUUAUAGAUAAAAUAUAUCAAUUCCCAGAGAAAACUCUUGACUUAAAAACUUAACUGUAGUAAAUAUAUCUUUCUCAGGUGAUUAAUUUUUUUAAAAAAGAUUACAUAUAGGAAUUCUGCAGUAUAAGUUGGAGGCUGUUAGUGCUCUAUUAAUGGAAAUUAAUUAUUUUUUAAGUAAGUCCAAAAAAUUAUCUAGAAAGUAAGUUUCCAGAACAAAUCUGACCUAGCAUUUGGUAUGCUAGGCUCUGCUUUUCAUGACUUUGAAAUAAAUUGAUAAUUAGACUUAACAAUAUAAAGAAAAUAAACUUGUAUUUUUAAGUGUU
Rhinopithecus roxellana (golden snub-nosed monkey) is the source of this 7091-nucleotide messenger RNA. RefSeq names its product phosphatidylinositol-4,5-bisphosphate 3-kinase catalytic subunit gamma (gene PIK3CG). The record is from RefSeq and is a predicted model, not a curated record. Gene Ontology annotation, molecular function: 1-phosphatidylinositol-3-kinase activity; 1-phosphatidylinositol-4-phosphate 3-kinase activity. Gene Ontology annotation, biological process: cell migration; phosphatidylinositol 3-kinase/protein kinase B signal transduction; phosphatidylinositol-3-phosphate biosynthetic process. Gene Ontology annotation, cellular component: phosphatidylinositol 3-kinase complex, class IB; plasma membrane; cytoplasm. Bases 347 to 3655 code for a protein of 1102 amino acids. NCBI's taxonomy places the organism in Eukaryota, Metazoa, Chordata, Mammalia, Primates, Cercopithecidae. The transcript has 11 exons.